This is a messenger RNA of Girardinichthys multiradiatus, 1170 nucleotides long. It is a transcript of the gene grxcr1a, whose product is annotated as glutaredoxin and cysteine rich domain containing 1 a. Bases 126 to 1010 code for a protein of 294 amino acids. The record is from RefSeq and is a predicted model, not a curated record. The transcript has 4 exons. Gene Ontology annotation, biological process: sensory perception of sound. Lineage: Eukaryota; Metazoa; Chordata; Actinopteri; Cyprinodontiformes; Goodeidae.
AUUAAACCUGGUUUUAAUCCAUGGCAAACUAAAUACUGUGUCUGAGCUGGAUGUUCACCUCCGAAUGAGAGGGAAGGAGCUGGAGUGGAGUGUACUGGACCAUGUAAUGUGGCAGAGGUGUUCCAAUGGAAGGGACAGGAGUGAUGGCAGGACAGGAGAAGCCACAGAGGCGGGUGAGGUUCCGGGUGGCUUCAGGGAACAGCGGCCGAGUGUUAAAGGAGAUGUUCAAGGAUGAGGGGCCCUCAGACUCCCUGGAUUCAGACUGCACUAGCAUCUCAGAUGCCGAGCGGGCCAGCACUCCUUCUACGACUGGAGAGAUUCAUGGAAACUUGUAUGGAUACCUGGGCUCAGAGCUGGACGACAGUGAGAGUGAACCCGAUGAGCUGCUCAUGUACGCAGGCGCCACCAAGGACUGGAUGUUCACAACCAAGAGAGUCAACAUUAUCAGCAACAAUGGGACGGUUCGAGGGGUCAAGCAUAAAGUCAGCGCAGGUCAGGCGCUCUUUGAGAAUCUUCCUAAUGGUAUGCAUUUACCACUUGAGUUUGGACGUAUAGUGAUCUACACCACAAGUUUUCGUGUGGUGAGGACAACUUUUGAGCGCUGUGAGCUGGUCAGGAAGAUCUUCCAGAACCACAGGGUGAAGUUUGUGGAGAAGAACAUCGCCCUGGACAGCGAGUAUGGGAAGGAGCUGGAGGAGAUGUGCAGACGUGUGGGUGAAGCUCCCUCACUGCCAGUCGUGUUCAUUGAUAGACACUACCUUGGGGGUGCUGAGAAAAUACUUGGCAUGAACGAAUCAGGGGAGCUGCAAGAUCUACUGACAAAAAUCGAGAGGGUUCAGCAUCCCCAGACGUGCCAGACCUGCGGAGGCUUCGCCUUCAUCCCGUGCUCAAUGUGCCAUGGCAGCAAGAUGUCCGUGUUUCGCAACUGCUUCACGGACUCCUUCAAAGCCCUAAAGUGCACUUCCUGCAAUGAGAACGGGCUGCAGGCCUGUGCAAGCUGCAGCCAGUGAGGAUGCUGUGUGCCUGGACCAAACAUCCCACUUCAGGAUAAAAAACAGGAACCUGAAAUGGACUGCAACAUGAGCCGUGAAACACACCACAGCAGGUAUCCUUCUCCAUGGCCAUUAUCAUGAUGAAAACUGGAAUUUCUAAUAAAAUCUGUAAACUUUC